This is a messenger RNA of Mobula hypostoma (lesser devil ray), 7746 nucleotides long. RefSeq names its product diacylglycerol kinase eta-like. NCBI's taxonomy places the organism in Eukaryota, Metazoa, Chordata, Chondrichthyes, Myliobatiformes, Myliobatidae. The transcript has 28 exons. Gene Ontology annotation, molecular function: ATP-dependent diacylglycerol kinase activity. The record is from RefSeq and is a predicted model, not a curated record. The coding region runs from base 537 to 3689 and encodes 1050 amino acids. Gene Ontology annotation, biological process: intracellular signal transduction; lipid phosphorylation; diacylglycerol metabolic process.
UCUCUGCUCUCUUCCUGAAAGCCUAUCCCUCAUGUGCUGUUCAACUUCCUCAUUACUCAGAUUUUAGGUACAGAGGCACUGCCUCUUUUGGGGCUGGAGAAACCAAUUGGCUCAGACAUUCAAGGCUAGAAAUUUUGUAAAGUGUUUUCUUUUGAUUCUCUGCACAGUAGACGGAAUCACAUCCAUACAUCAACACAUAAACAGGGAUUGCCUCACUGUGCUUUCCAACCUUUGUUAAAAUCAUUAACACUCACAGAUAUCGGAAGCACACAACACGCUGAGUUAAAGCCUCACCCUGUCUUGCACUCUGAACUCGAGGGACACUAACCCUCACCUCCAGAACCUACUCCUGACUGACUAACUCUCACCGGACACAAGGGCUGCACUGUUCCCAGCUGGACUUAGCUUCACGUUCCUUUCUGACAGAAUCCCACACCCACCAUUGCACACAUACAAGCUGCAGACGCACUCUGUGGAGAAUUUAACCCAACUGCUGCUGGCCCUAAGGGCAGGAAAGGAGGCAAAACUUCCAAUUGAUGUUGGAGACAAACUGUCAGCGCUCGGAUGGACAACAUGGAUUCUCCAGUUUACAGAAGAGCAUCAUUGAAGGAUUGUUGCUGAAGCAGACCAGUUCAUUUCAGAGGUGGAAGAAAAGGUACUUCAAACUGAGAGGGAGAACUCUGUACUGGGCCAAGGACUCAAAGUCCUUAAUAUUCGACGAGGUGUAUCUAUCCAAUGCAAGUGUGGCUGAGACGAGCACAAAGAAUAUUAACAACAGUUUCACUGUGAUAACACCUUUCAGAAAAUUAAUCCUGUGUGCUGACAACAGAAACGAGAUGGAAAAUUGGAUAACUGCACUUAAAUCUGUCCAAAAGAUGGAGAGCUAUGAGACGAGUCAACUGAACAUGGAGUAUUUCUCAGGGAUGCACAACUGGUAUGCAACAUCCCACGCUCGGCCCACCUUCUGUAAUGUCUGCCGCGAAGCCCUCCCAGGAGUGACUUCCCAUGGGCUCUCUUGUGAAGUGUGCAAAUUUAAAGCUCAUAAGCGAUGUGCUGUCAGGGCAGUUAACAACUGCAAAUGGACCACACUGGCAACCGUAGGAAAUGACAUCAUUGAAGAUGAAGAUGGUAUUGCCAUGCCUCACCAGUGGCUGGAGGGGAACCUGCCCGUCAGCGCGAGAUGUGCCGUUUGCGAUAAAGUAUGCGGCAGUGUGCGAAGGCUGCAAGACUGGAGGUGCCUGUGGUGCAAAGCAAUUGUUCACAAUGUGUGCAAGGAUAACUUUGAAAGAAAAUGCCCACUAGGGCAAUGCAAGCUGUCCAUCAUUCCACCAAUCGCUUUGAACAGCAUUGAUUCCGAUGGGUUCUGGAAGGCCACCAAUGCCUCAUCCUGCCCCAGUCCUCUCUUGGUCCUGAUGAACUCCAAGAGUGGUGAUAACCAGGGGGUGAAAUUCCUCAGGAAGUUUAAACAACUGUUGAAUCCGGCACAGGUGUUCGACCUGAUGAUUGGUGGGCCUCGCCUCGGACUCUGCCUCUUCCAGAAGUUUGCUACAUUCCGGAUCCUGGUGUGCGGAGGGGAUGGCAGUGUGGGCUGGGUCUUAUCAGAAAUGGACAAGCUCGGUCUACACAAACAGUGCAAACUGGGUGUGCUGCCACUGGGGACCGGCAAUGACCUGGCCAGGGUACUUGGCUGGGGUGGACUAUGUGAUGAUGAUGUACAGCUGCUUCAAGUUGUGGCCAAUCUGGAGCGUGCCACCACCAAGAUGUUGGACAGGUGGAGCAUCAUGACGUAUGAAGCAGCGACGAAGCAACUACCCAUCGUGACGAAGGACGAGGUCUCCAGUUCUCAGGACCCAAUAUCUCAGUACGCCAACUUGAUUGUCUAUCACUUGACAAAAGUUCUCGAAUCUGACCAACAUGCUGAUGUAAUUUCCUCUGCCAGGUUUAUAUGUGAGACAGUAAGCAACUUUACAGCUGAGGUUGGCAAAGCGUACAAGAGGGUUGAAGAGAACAAGGAGGAAGCAGACUCAAUUACAAAGAAGUGUGUAAUGUUGACUCAGAAACUGGACUCCCUGGUCAAGGUUCUUGGAGAUGAAUCCCAGGCACUGAUUAUUCCCACGGGCACCUCUCCACCAUCCACAGGUGAACAGGGUGAGGGAAAACCUGCUCAAACUGGUGGAGACCUUGAAAACAAGCCAGAUACAAAUUCUGUGCCCAAAACGUUGAAGUCCAAAGAAGAACUCAUGCUACGAGCUAACAGUUUGAAGAAAGCUCUGAGGCAGAUCAUCAAACAAGCAGAGAAAGUGGUUGAUGAACAGAACAAGCAGAGUCAAGUAACGUACAGCUGUCCCCCAAACCACAACCCGCCUGUCAUCAGGAGAGAGAACACAGAGGAGCAGGGUGACAAGAACAUAGAGACAUUGACCUCUACAACAUCCACUAUCAUACUUGACCGAUCAGAUGGAAGCAGUUCCACUGAAGAUCUCAGCUCAGUAUUUUUCUCUGAGAAAUGUGUAAUGAACAAUUACUUUGGCAUUGGGCUGGAUGCCAAAAUAUCGCUGGAGUUCAACAAUAAGAGGGAUGAACAUCCCAAAAAGUGCAGAAGUCGAACCAAGAACAUGAUGUUGUACGGAGUCCUUGGCACCAAAGAACUUCUCCAGAGAACAUACAAGAAUUUAGAGCAGCGCAUCCAUUUGGAGUGUGAUGGAGUGUCUAUCUCGCUCCCUAGCCUCCAGGGCUUGGCAGUGCUCAAUAUCCCAAGCUACGCUGGUGGAAUCAACUUCUGGGGAGGAACGAAGGAGAAUGAUAGUUAUGGAGCGCCAUCUUUUGAUGACAAGAAGCUGGAGGUAGUGGCUGUGUUUGGAAGUAUCCAGAUGGCUGUAUCCAGAGUGAUUAACUUGCAGUAUCAUCGGAUAGCACAGGGUCGCAUGGUGAAGAUCACCAUCAGCGGAGACGAAGGUGUUCCCGUUCAAGUGGAUGGAGAAGCCUGGAUCCAGCCCCCUGGAAUAAUCAAGAUACAACAUAAGAACAGGGCUCAAAUGCUGACCCGGGACAGGGCUUUUGAAAGCACCUUAAAGUCCUGGGAGGUCAAGUGCAAAGGAGACUCUAUCAAGCAGUCAGCUCGACACCGUCUAAGUUCCCAGCAGUCUAUGGAGUUUCUCACAGAAGAGGAGAUGGUAGAUGUGCAGCAGUUUUCUCAGACAGUAGAGACCCUGAUCAACAGAGUCCACCAGGCAGCAGAGAAACAAGAGCUGGUUGAGCAGGAGCUGGCCCAUGUAGUCAAUGCCUGCUCCCAGCUGCUGAAUGAAGCCUUACCAAAGCAAAACACAACUGAGGCUAUCAGCAGGAGUGUGGUUGUGGAUGUCUUCAAUAAUGUUAAGGCUCUUCGCACAGAGACCAAGUCACUCCUUGAUGGGAAAUUACUGGAGCUGGGAACUCGCUCUGAGGAAGAAUUGCUGGCUGCACUGAACACGGUUGAGAGUGAACUCCAGAAACUAUCAGAGCUCCACUGGCUUUGCCAAGCCACUCAGGCCACCGAUGAGGAGGAAACUUCCAAGGGGAAAAACAAGAGCAGCAUGAAGAACAAGAUCAAGAAUAUAUCAAAGAAAGAGAAACUCCAGAAGCAAAAGUCAAAUAAUUCCCUGUUGGGAUCUUCAGAUAACCAAGGUGGACCACAAGAGGUGCAUUAUUAGGGCUAUCAGUCUGAACAUAGUCAAACUCCCUGGCCUGUGACACCCAGGCAAGAUGGAAGAAGAAGGCCUGUUGAUAAUGCUCAGCGUGGACUCUCCGUGAGCUGCCGAGAGGGCAUCAGGGACACUGAGUGUCCCUAAUGUAAAGCAGAAUGAAUGUAACUCUUGCCCUUGUAUCUCUCAUCAAACCUCCAGCACUGCAUGGCCAGACGCAUCUUGCAACCUCCAUCACCCUUAGGCAUGACCUCAGGGAUCGCCAUGGUUACUGACUGGAUACAAUACUGUAGGACCUCACUCCUCUGAGGGGCCACAGAUCAAGACAUCGAGUUAGUAAAUGAACAAGCGAACCCAACAUCUGGGUGGUCACCUGGAGAAUCAGCUCUCAUUUGGUCAUCCUGCCCCUGAUGAAUUCUGACCAGGAGCACUGGCUUCCCACGUGUGAGAGUGUGGUUUAACCAACAUCUCACAUGUUCUCACCUAGCAAAAUAUUAGCUCUGUGUUCUGUCAGUGAACUCCUCUUGAGGAUUAUUGGGGAGCAAUCAGUAAACAUGGAUCUUAGGUCAGUACAUUACAAACUGCAAACUCCAUGUCUGUAUUAUGGGAAAAGAGAUCACAAUGGUCAUGUAAUCAAUUGGUAUUUCCAACACUCCAAGCUUUUUCCCAGACCUCCCAGACCCUGGGAGUGUUUGAUGGGCUGUGUAAAGGGAGCUUUACUCAUAGUCUAAUCCAUGAUGUGCCUGUUUGAGCAUGUGGUGAUGGUGAUGAAGAGCCUUAGUUUGUAUGUAACCCUUGCUGCCCUGCUCUGGGAGUGUGUGAUGGUCUGUACCCUCUUGAACUUUGAUCAAGGGAUAUUAAAGGUUGUAGAGUCCUCCUGAAUGUUCCCCACAUCAUCACAGUUCACAAUUCUUGCUGCAGUCCCACAUGUGCCAAGGGCUGAUGUAUGGGAGGGGAGUGACAGGAAAAUGUGCACGACAGCACAGGUUAACAGCAUUGUCCACAUUAGCAGAGGUGAAGGAGGAGCUGAAAUCACAGACUCUAUUUAAGGCAUGUUAAACAUGAAAGGUUUCUUUAUUUUUCUCUGAUUAGUGAAGAAAAUCACCAGCAUAGUGUAGAUCCCGUUCAGCCUAGCCACAGUCAGUAGUACAAUCAGCCACAAGAAUGUUUUCUGUAGUAGCUUACAAUGAACCAUAGUCUCUGUCUUAGUUCCUACUGUCCCCAUUCUGAGAAAUGCUGGACAGAGGGAAAUUUACUCAGUAUCCAUUCCUGUUGUCUCUGCCUGGAGUGUGGGAUGGGAAAGUAUAGACGGAAAUUUAUACAGUAUUUAACCUGUGCUAGUCCUGUGAUGGAAACAUUUGAUGGGACAGUGAAAUAGCAACUUUACUCUGUGCCUGUCUGAAUGUGUGGCAAGGCAGUGCAGAGAGAGCUCUGUUUUUUACCUUCAUUAACAUCCUUUACUUAGGUCGUGUAUUGGGCCAGAUUAACGGGAGCUUUCCAUAGUUUCUAGGCCAAGCCAGCUCUGCCCUAGUAAUGUGCAACCGGACAGUGUAAAGGGACCUUUAAUCUCAUGUUACAUGAGCUAAUUAUGCAAUGACUGUGCAUUAGAUUAUAGUGUAGAGGGAGCUUUACCCUCUGUCUAACCUGGGCUGUCCCUGCCCAGAUCAUGGCACUGCAGACUUCAUUCCAACGCAGAAUACCUCCCAUGUGGAAUAGCUGCGGCACUGGGCUGAGUUAGAGAGAGAGUCACAGAAUCAUAGACUACUGCAUAGAAGCAGGCUAUUUGGCCCAUCUAGUUUAUACUGAACUGCUAUACUGCCUAGUCUCAUCAACCUGCACCUGAACUCCAUAUCUCUCCCACCCACAUUUAGAAAUCUUUUAAAUGUUGUAUUGAAUUUAUAACCACACUCACAUCACUCUCUGAUUGAAGAAAAUCCCUCUCAGGUUCCCUUUCACUCUUAACCUAUGACCUCUAGCUCUAGUCUCAACCAGCUUCCGUGGAAAAAAGCUUGCUAUCCUAUCUAUAUAUAUAUAUAGGCAUCCGUUAGUCACGUGAGACUAUGGAUUUGCGCCUUGGAAGGUUUUUCAGGGCGCAGGCCUAGGCAAGAUUGUAUGGAAGACCGGCAGUUGCCCAUGCUUCAUGUCUCCCCUCUCCACACCACUGAUGUUGUCCAAGGGAAGGGCGGUAGGGCCGAUACAGCUUGGCACCGGUGUCGUCGCAAGAGCAAUGUGUGGUUAAGUGCCUUGCUCAAGGCAAGGAUAAUAUUGUAUACCUCUGUCACAUCUCCCUUCAUUCUGUUAGCUCCAGGGUAUAAAAGUCCUAACCUACUCAACCUUCCCCUGUAACUCAGGUACUCAAGUCCCAGCAACAUCCUUGUAAUUUCUGUUCUGUACUCUUUCAAAUUUAUUGAUACCUUUUCUGUAGAUUAAUGUCCAGAACUGUACAUAAUACUCUAAAUCUGGCCUCACCAGUGUCUUAUACAACUUCAACAUAACUUCCCACCUCCUGUACUCAAUACUUUGACUUAUUAAGGCCAAUAUGCCAAAAGCUCUCUUUAGGAUCCUAUCUACCAGUGAUACUUAUCUAACAGUUCUGGCAAGAUGGUACUGGUUUUGCCAUUAGUGCUCCAUAUUCAACAGGAAUAUCUGGAGUGAAUUACCCAUUAAGAAGUAAAGUGCUCCUGUCCCAGAAACAAUGUCCCUCACCCUGGUAUCUAUAGAGAUUCUACAGUCCUUUGGUCUUGACAUGGAGCUUCUGAAAUCAGGAGGGCGAAAGGGUGAUGUGCAGUUGGUGCCAGGGUUGUCUAGCUCUGUUCUAAGAGUUGGCAAAAGCAUUUCUGACCCACAGCUUGCAAGUCCUCUUCAGGAUCGCAUGGAACUGUAGGCACAUGGACAGCCCUGGGCUCCUCCAUUACUGAGACUGCCACAAAUGGGCUGCUGGGUUAACGGUCAGUGGAGGAGGAUUGCUGUUGUUGAUGCCAAUGCAGUCCCGAGUGCAGUGACUGAUAGGACCAGACCUUAACUUGUCAGGUAAUUGAGUAACAUACAAAAUUGUUCAGAGUGGUAGGGUUUCCCUACUUCAGAUAACAUACAUCAACUAUCAGACCCAUACUUCACUGAUCUCAGCCUGGAGAAUGGAGGGGAGGGAGAGUUGCCUCUGCUCAAAUUGGCUUCAUUACAUUGCUACAACACCUGAAAUGCAUUUCAUUGGCCUUAACUUGUUUUGCAUAUCCUGAGAUCACAGAAGGUGUAAAACUAAGGUCAGUGUUUUCUCUGAUGAAGCCAGGUAUCCACACCCCUGAUGUAGACAGAGCGAGAUAAACCAUUAACCUCCACUUCCCCUGUAGACAGGGAGAGUAAGCCAACUCCUACCCCCUUACCCACCGUCCACUUGUAGACAAGGAGAGAAAAAUAAAUCUCCCCUCACAUCCCAUGUAGACAGGGAGAGUAAUAUAACUCCAGGCCCUUCAUCUGUCCUCUCACAAAGACAGGGAGAGAUCAGUCUUUCCCCUCUCAAUUCCCCAUUUGGACUCAGGGAGCAGGGUAAAUUCACACCCUUUACUCAUUCUCUCCAUGUAGGCAGGGAGAGAGAAACCAUUUCGCUCCUACUUCUGACCCAGAUGGGAAGGGAGAGAGAUGUACUGCAGAAUGAUCACACUCCAUCACAGACGGAAGAGUAUUGUCAUGUAACUCCAGACUCCUCAACGCAACGUAACUUGUAGACAGGGAGUGUGACACAACUCCAAACCCAUCACACUUCCUCCCAUGUAGAUAGGGGGAAUAAUGUAACUCUAGGCCCCUCACACUCCUUCCCCAAGUAGAAAGCAGAGUAAUAUAUAACAGACUCCUUUAGUGCAGGGUUUCUCAUGCCAGUGAGCAGCUGUGCUUUGCAAACACUGACUGUCCACCUCUAUGUUUACAUCUUUAUGUAGCAAUGUGUGUGUGUAUAAAAUGUGAAUUCAGGAGAUGUAUUUAUUGUCUGAUGCAUAAGAGAUGACUUAUAAAGAGAUUUAUUUGUUUUGCACACCGCGCAAGGUUAAAUGUACUUUGUGGUAAUAAACCAAAC